Ostrea edulis (European flat oyster) is the source of this 4165-nucleotide messenger RNA. RefSeq names its product PAN2-PAN3 deadenylation complex subunit pan3-like. Gene Ontology annotation, molecular function: ATP binding; protein kinase activity; poly(A) binding. Gene Ontology annotation, cellular component: PAN complex; P-body. The record is from RefSeq and is a predicted model, not a curated record. Lineage: Eukaryota; Metazoa; Mollusca; Bivalvia; Ostreida; Ostreidae. The transcript has 18 exons. Gene Ontology annotation, biological process: protein phosphorylation; nuclear-transcribed mRNA poly(A) tail shortening; mRNA processing. The coding region runs from base 132 to 2546 and encodes 804 amino acids.
GUUCCUCCGCGAACAUGCGCACUGCAGGAAAAUUAAAGAACCUGAAACAUUUGGUGAAAUUUGUUCAUUUGAAAAGUUAAUGAUCAAGUCAUGAGAGUGGCGAUCUGCAGAUAGCUUGUUGAAAAUUUAACAUGACAUCUUCUAAUUCAGCGGGGAGAAAGCCGGCUUUGUGCCGUUUCUUCGUGAAUACUGGAAACUGUGUGUAUGGUGAAGACUGUCAAUUUAUCCACCAGAACCCAGGAGUUGGAUUUCAAAAACCAUAUUCCAAUGGACCGAUGCAUUCUUCAGAAAAUCAGGGUAUACCGGAUUCCUUAGGAAACAAUGGAGAUCAGUAUUUCAAUGCAACCUUUGGAGGAGAGAGCACUGUGCCAGAUUUUAACCCGUUUUCUAGACCCCCCAUGGGUCGUCCUGGCAGGAGUAUGCUCGGUCCCUCAGGUCAUGCACCAAACUUUGGUCCAGGUAACCCCCGUAUGGACUUAGCCUCAGGGGAGGGGAGACUGGAUUGUCACCCGGGUAGUGGACAGAUGAGAAUGGACAACUUCCGGUCGGAUGGUGUUCGAAUGGAUCAUGGAAUUGCAUCAGACUUCGCAGCUUUAAACCUCCAGAUCUCCAAUACUGCUAAGGGACCAAACCCUAUUGCUAAUGAGUUUGUCCCCAAGUCGACAUCCCUGAGUCACAGUGCCAGUUCCCCUAAUUUCUCAACCCUUAAUGGAAAUGGAUAUGCUCCACCACAUUCAAAUGGGCCCCCACCACCGCCACCACCCCCAAUGAUGAUGUCUGGGCAGCAAGAGAACCACAGCAUAGCUGCUGUGGUACCACCUAACAACAUGAUGAUGUCGAACACCCCACCCCCUCCUCAUCUAGUGCCUACAAGUGGCGUUACUUUGGUCACAACCAGUCCUAGCCAUAGUCCACACCUGUCUCCCUCCAGCUCACCCCUGAUGAUGCGACGGACCGCAUCCUCCCCCAUCACCCCCCUCAAGCAAACCACCACCCCAAAAAAAUCAAACAAUACCACCAUCCAGGAGAAUGUUGGUGGCACAACUUAUUUUUAUUCACCGGAUGAUUUCACCCCCCAGCAUGAAGCCACUCAACUGCCAAAUUUCUCCAUGUUUCCCAGUCUCCCACCCCACAUUGCACAUUUAUCGGUCAAGAAAAAUAUGCCUCAGUUCCAUAUGCCUGAUGAACUCAAAAUGGAUAUCUUAAAUAAACAUGCUCUAACGAUGGCGCAGCUGGACACUACCCAAACCACAGAUAUCCCUGCAGAAGUGGAUAAUUAUCACAAUCUCUUCCCCCUGGAGCCCCCGCUAGCUAACCCAAUGCAGAAAUCCAACACUUUUGGUUACCCCACCACUUGCUACAAAGCAGUCAACACCAAAGAUGGACUGACUUAUUGCUUACGCAGAGUACACAGUUUCCGGUUAUCUAACACAAAGUGUAUGGGCAUUAUAGACAUGUGGAAAAAGAUGUACCACCCCAAUAUCGUACAGCUGAGAGAGGUCUUCACAACCAAGGCCUUCGGUGACAAUUCCAUAGUGUUUGUGUACGAUUUUUUCCCUGGGGCUGAGACGCUGAUGUUAAGACAUUUCAGUGGCCCAGGCGGAAUGAACGGUUACAACAAUUCCUUCAGCAUGGAAGGGGGCGGGUCAUCGAGGUCCUACAACUCUGGAAACAAAGGACUGAAUGGACCUAGACAACAUGCUGGCUUGUUGCCAGAAAGCAUGAUCUGGGCCUAUGUCGUCCAGCUGAGCUCCGCGCUGAGGGCCAUUCAUGCUGCCGGUCUCGCUUUCAGAACAAUGGACCCAAGUAAAAUCCUUAUCUACAGCAAAUCAAGGAUUCGACUUAACUGUGUUGGUAUUCUAGAUGUGUUGACCUUUGACAGCCAAGGGAACCCCCUGAUUGCCAUUCAGCACUAUCAGCAGGAGGACCUGAUGUACUUAGGAAAAGUUGUGCUGGCGUUGGCUUGUAACACCGUCAUGGCCAUCAAGAGAGAUAACUUCCAGAACUCCAUGGAGCUCAUUGCCAGGAACUACUCUGCAGACCUUAAAAACUUCUUCCUGUACCUGUUGACCAAUCAGAGUCGUCCACGCAGCAUUAAUGACAUUAUGCCUAUGAUUGGAGCACGCUUCUACACACAACUUGAUUCAGCUCAGCUAAGAAGUGAUGUGAUUGAAAAUGAACUCACCAAGGAGGUUGAAAAUGGACGUUUAUUCCGCCUAUUGGCCAAGCUAGGAACCAUCAACGAGAGGCCAGAGUAUAACCUAGAUGUUCAGUGGUCAGAGACAGGUGACCGCUACAUGCUAAAGCUGUUCCGAGAUUACCUGUUCCAUCAGGUGGACGAAACAGGUGCCCCUUGGAUCGACAUGGCUCACAUUGUCCAGUGCCUUAAUAAGCUGGACUCUGGUUCCCCUGAGAGGAUUUGUUUGACAUCUCGAGACGAGCAGAGUGUGUUGGUUGUGUCAUAUGCCGAACUGAAGCAGAAUUAUGAACGAGCAUUCAGCGAACUACUCACUCCUUCCAGUCAGGCUCAUGCUGCUUUCACGUAGCUACGGGAAAAUCUAGAUCUGUAGGGAAAUGACGAAAGUUUUCCUUUACAGUGUUCUCAUGACCUCUUAGAUCUUACAAUUUUUUUAUUUUUUUUCGCAAAAAAGUGCUGGUCAGUAUUUUGAACCAAAGGACACUGUUACAACUGUACAAUACAAGGACUGAUAUUAACUGAUCAAAAUUUUUAUAUGCAUGUUUAUUUGUGUAAGUUGCAAUAUUGAUUGUUACGAUCUCGCUUUGGACGCUGGAAUGUGUUUGGCAGCCAAGCUUUGGAGGUAGUGCUCUCAUUCAGUGCUCGUCAAACUUAAGGCAGCAUCUCAAAGACACGUUCCUGUUGGAAUUAAGUGCCGGAAGUGAAUGGAUUUAGAGCAAAUAUUAAUUUAUUUUUUAAAGCAUAAGCCAAUUGGAUGUUGAAUAUUGCCUCUAUGGAGGUACACAAUUUGGAGAGAAAUUAUUCAUUUGUGUAUUUAUGACAAUGUAUUUAAUAUGUUUUUAUUGUUGACAGAUAAUGCUGUUGAUAUAAUUGUGAUGAGUUUUGGGCAUUGUGGCAAACAAAGAAUGGCAGCAUUUCAAGCUGACCUAAAACAGUGCAAGGAUGGAGUGUGGCUCAGUGUAGCAACAAAGGGACACAACUCUUACAAGCCUGUGUUGGCGACAUGUAGCCAGUCUUGGUGUGUUUAAUCUGCUCAGAUCAAUUUGACAGCUUUAUUUACAUAUCCUGCCCAUGUUAACAUGAACAGUUGGAUAAACUUAGAUUUUGCAUUUGUGCAAUAGACUUUUUGUAUUUAAAUUGCAAAUGUCAUAUUGUUCUCCAUUGGGCAUACUCUGUGUUCAAACAUGUAACAUUCAAAUGUCAUUAUCAGAAUUUCAGCAAAUGAAAUCAAGUCUUCAUUUUUUUGUAAAAAAAAAAAAAAAAAAUUGUGACUUUUAAGCCUGGAUUGAGAUUACUUUCAUGAAAUUUAGAUGAAUGUCGGAUCAAGAUUGAUUAAGAAAUUGGUGAAAUUUUGGGUUUUAUUUUUUGGGUCUUCGUCUUGGUUGUUAAAUAAAUGCAGUUAUAAUGUUGUAAUAAUGAUUUUAUUGACAUAUUUUAAUUGGGUUCAGAUAAAUGCCUUAGUUUACAAAUAAGUUGACAAUUUAUGCCUAAAACUUUUGCACCAUGUACGCAGUCGGAAAUUGGUGUCACAAUACUACGUGGAAUUGAUAUAAAUUGGAUGUAAACUGAAGCAUUUUGUCCUGAACUUUUCACAUGUUCAUCAGUCACAUGAUUGCUGUUUUAUUUGUGCUAGGGUGUUAUUUAUUAUGAAGGUGUUUCAAUGUUGCCAACCAAUUGAUUUCUGCUUGAAUUGAAAUGAGAAUAAUUAUACUUGUGUUGACACUAAGAGAACUUGAAUAAUAUCUGAUGAGAAAUGAAAAACAUGAAAGAUUUUCACUUGAUGCGGUUGCAUAUCAGUAACAUUGAAAUGCUGAUUAAUUUUAACUCGGCAGCAUAAUGUUAAACUUGUUGACCUGAGUCUGUACAGCCAUGGGAUUCGAAGACAGUGUACAGAUGAAAUAUUUUUAUGAUGACAAAAAUGUUUUAAAAAAUACCAAAUAAAAAAUAAUAAAAUAUUGAGAAAUUUUA